AAUGCAAAUUGAGUUUUCAAGCAAAACAAUUAUUCGGAUAUGCUCGGAUCAGUGACGAUCAUCGGAAAAAACAAACGCUGCAAUUGGAUUACGGUAUUUUGCUUAGCCAAUCAAAGAUUGCGAUUAAAACAUGCAGCAAAAAAUGGUAGCUGCCUGGAAAAUAAGGAAGUAACUAAACUCAUUAUUAAAAAAACUUCAAAAAAUGUCAUUUUUUAAUUUAGGCCUUCCUGGCAUUGGAAAGGAACAAGACUUACUUGAUGCUGCGCGUGUAGGAAAUUUGUCUACAGUGGUCAAAUUAUUAUCUAGCAUCAAACAUGAUAAGGCAAAAAGAUCAAAAGUUGACAGAUUAACAAGUUUCCUGAAAACCCUGAAUAUCAACAUUACAGACAAGAACGGCUACACCCCACUGCAUCAAGCAGCUGUCAAUGGUCACAGGGACAUAGUAGAGGCCCUUCUGAAGGCUGACGCUGAACCUGGCCUGGAAGACAACCAGGGAUGCACGCCUGUGCAUCUCGCUUCAUGGAGUGGGAACCCAGAAAUUGUCAUGCAGCUCCUCAAUGCUGGGACCCAGCCAGAGUCUGCGGUGGAACCGGUACAGGUCAACCACCAGAAUAAGAAUGGUGACACAGCUCUGCAUAGCGCUGCUCAGUAUGGCCAUGUGGCGGUGGUAGAUGUACUUUUGCAGAAAUCGGCCAACCCAACAAUCCGCAACAUUGAGAAUGCCUCCCCGCUUGACUUGGCUGCCCAAUAUGGCCGCUUGGACGUCGUGAAACGACUGUUGAUUUCACAUCCCGAGCUGGCCAAUCGUCCGUCAAGCGUCCAGUCCCCACUGCACCUCGCGUCUCGAAACGGACAUACUGACGUUGUCAGCCACCUGCUAGAUAAUAAGUUUGAUAUCCAAACAAAGACGGAGUACGGCACUGCGCUUCAUGAAGCCGCGCUGCACGGGAAGCUGGACUGCGUCCGUCUCCUGCUAGGGUGCGGAGUUGACGUGAACGCGAGAGAUGGGCACGGACAGACGGCACUUGAGCUGGUCAGUGCACACUGCAUGAAGCAGAAGUCCUUCACAGAGAUCACAAAGGCUAUUGCGGAUCACAUUGAGCGGUCUUCUCCACCACCCCAUGACAUUGGCUUGUACGAGAGUCUUGCAGCAUGUCGCAGCGGCUCUGAAAGCAAACCCACAGCCGCUGUACGGCCAAUCACACAUGACCCAACGAGCCACGCCCUUAAACCGACCGCACCCAGUCCUUCCUUGAAACCACGCAGUCCGUCGUUGAAGCCACGCAGCCCUUCUCAACGGGAGGCUUCGAAACCUUCGUCACCCAGUUCUAGAUCAUUGUCACCUGGCUCGCCUACCUCACUUACUCUUUUCCCAAGUGUACAGUCACGCCCCACUACCCUGGAUCAGUCAGACACUUUGUCUGGAGCACCAGAUGUGAACAAAGAACGGCCUAUUCCGGCCCCUAGAAUGUCCCUUAUACAGCUGACCCCAGAGGAUGAGUCUAGCACUCCCUUGUAUGCACUCCCUGCCAAGGAUAACCCUGUGGAAUGUGUUGUCCCCAGCCCGCCUGCUAGGGACGUCCCACCUCUACCACCUAGACAGUCCGUGUUUAGCAUUGAGAGUAGGAGUCAAGCAAUAGAUAAAGCUGUGGAGAAAUCAAAAUCGAACAUUCCAAAAAAGCCUCCAAGAAAAACCAAGCCAGUGGCUCCACAUCUUGAUCUGAAAAUUGCUUCGUCAGAGACUUCAAUGGUACAACAUUCCCCACCACCCAAUCAAAAUGUAUCACUUCCUGUCAUGGCUGACUCAGCAGUUCCUGCUUCCCAGCAUUCCACCCAGCAUUCUGACCAAUCACAUUUCAGUAUUGAUGACAGCUGUGAUAGUAGUUCUACUAAGGCAACUGAUGCAACAAAACCUUCUUAUACUGAUUGUCAAGAUGGAACACAUUGCGAAUCUAAAUUAUCUGACACUCUUGAAUGCUCAGCUAACCCUAAAACUUGCAAAACUGCUGUAAAGAGUGUGAAUUUACAAAUGAACAAACCAAAAUCACGUCCAGUGUCUGAAGUGAAACCUCAGGUCCAUUCUAAAGAAGAUAGUACAACAGAAACAAAAGUUGACAAUUAUGGCAUUCUUUUCCCAAAUUUAACCACUAAAAUGCACAAGGACUCCAACAAAGAAGCUUUAAGUGCCACUGGUGAUGAGUAUGUCGUGCCUUCAACUUUGGCAGAAGAUGAGAAACAAAAGAAAACAGUGGAGAGCUCUAAAUGUGCGUCUGUCGAAGCUGCUGAUGAAACUGCCUACAUGCCAAUGUCAGGAUGUGGGGAUGAGCUUGAUGGUUCAGCAGACGUCAUGAAAGAACAUGACUAUUGUGAGAUUUCUGAGAACAGUCCUUCCGAGGGGUCUGAGUGUUCCCUGCUUUAUUCAUCUAUUGAUGAGGUAAGCCAGUCAGGAAAGGCAACUGAAAAAGCGUCGUCAGUGUCAUCUGCUGCUACAAAAAAGGCUACACUACCCGCUUUGACGGACAGAAGUGUUGACCUUGAAAAAGGUAUUGGUCACAUGAGUCACUCAAAGCCUCUCCACCUUGAUUUUCGCAAGGGUUGUGUCUCGGGCCACACCCCCCUAACCCCCACAGGCUACCAUCAACCUCCCACCCCUGACUUCCCCCCACCCUCCCCUGCAACCGCAUUGCUGGGUAUCGAGAAAAAGAUCAAACAAAUGGAUUCCAAACGCAAAUCCAGGGAUGGCUCAUCACUAACUGACACACUUGCUGAAUAUGAUGCAGUCAGCAAACAAGGCAAGGGAGUUAAAGUCAAGGUCACAGACACUGAACCAGAAAUAUCUCAAGUGCAAGAAUCUGAUGAAGAAAAAGCACAAGACACAAACAGUGCUGAAUGUAAGGACAAAAGUGAGGCUGCUGUGAUAAUUGGUGCAGAAAUGGAUAAAGCGGAAACUGAACCUCAGUCUGUUGCAAGCGAUGAUGGCAAACAAAGAACUGUGAUAGAUCAACCUAGUUCAAGCAUUCCAGAGUCUUCCAUUCCAGUACAGGCUGUGAUAGGGGCAAGUGAUUCUGUCAAAGACGCAGGCAUGGAAAAGCCUCAAGUGAACCCAAAACCGUUUCGUCAAAGGAAGCCAGUAGAUGGAAGUGCUAGUAUGAAAGUGUUAAGUGGAGAUAAUGCUAACAAAGAUACUGAACACUCUGAUGAAACCAGUGAAGCCUACAUGAUAGAAGCGGUAACUGAAGACAAGUCGAUUGAAGAAAUAUGUAAGACAGUUGAUAAUCCUGGAAAUACAGGCGAUAGUGUAGACAAAAGUAAACCUGUAGAGGGGUCAACUUCACCUAAAGGAUCAGGAGGGGAGUCAAUACCCCAAGGGUCAGUGUCACCUGAAGUGGGGUCACUUGCACCUGAGAAGGCAACUUUGCCCCUCGGUUCAACUAUGAGCGAGGGAUCAGCUAUGCCCCAAGGGCUGGUCCCUCCCACUGGGUCUGACUCGCCCAUCGUGAUGCGCAGACCAAGCAGAUCGUCAGCUGACAGGGAUCUGGAUGUAUUUAAAGGCUCCAAUGCGGAUAACUCGUGUUACUCGCGUUACUUUCCGAGCGUUGUACAUACAUUCACAAUGCUUGAUAAGCCGGAAAUCGAAAAUACAUUACUGUUCUAUUUUUAAGUACAUGUUAUUAUGAUAUCGUGUUAUAUAUUAUGUUGUUAUUGCAUCAUUGCCUAUAUA
Dreissena polymorpha is the source of this 3721-nucleotide messenger RNA. Its product is annotated as protein phosphatase 1 regulatory subunit 12A-like. Lineage: Eukaryota; Metazoa; Mollusca; Bivalvia; Myida; Dreissenidae. Gene Ontology annotation, cellular component: cytosol. Bases 203 to 3661 code for a protein of 1152 amino acids. The record is from RefSeq and is a predicted model, not a curated record. The transcript is spliced from 13 exons. Gene Ontology annotation, molecular function: protein binding.